AUGGCAUCUGCUACAAUCAUAGUACGUCAUUUUCCUCCACAAAUUUCGUCUGAAGAAAAAGAAGAAUUUCUCAAGUAUUUUGGCGCCAAGUAUGUUAAAAUAUUGACAUCUAAAACGAAUCGGAGAUGUAUAGCUUAUGCAAGGUUUGAAUCACAAGAAUUUGCAGAGGCUGUUAUCCAACGUUUGCAUCAAAAAGAACUAUUGGGGUAUAGGUUGACUGUCGAAUUGUCUGAAAAUGAUCUUGACAUAAAUCUAAUGAAAUGCCCUAAACCACUACCAGUAACUGAAUGCAAUACUGACAAAAUAAAACAGUUACAAGAGGAUUAUUUAAAAAAAUUAAAUUGUUGGUCAGCUGCGAUCGACCUAAACCAACCACCACCACAUCAUCUGCAGUAUAGUUAUCCCAACCCGAACCCUCACAUACUGUCAAAUAUUGCCAAUGCAUUAGCUUGUAAUCAGAAGUUCUACUACCAAGUCUUACAUUUGAUGAAUCGUAUGAACCUGCCAGCACCUUUUGAACCGGUCAUUGGUUGCCCCCUGAAUAAGUUAAUACAAAUCGAAACUGCAGAUAAAUAUACCACUACUGAUGAAACUGAUCCAGAGCUUUCAGAAUCUGAAAUGGAAAGUAAUGAUGAAAAUGAUCAUAAUGUAGAACCUAAAUUAUCUAUGUUGAAAAAGAAAAUAUACAAAGUCAUAAAACCUAAGCGUUUAAAGAAUGUUGCAAUUACAGCAUCAAAAAAGGCCAAAGUUGAAUUGGCCAAUGUUUUUGACACUGUUGAAUGUGAGAAUAUACCAAAGAAGAUUGAAGUCAAAGUAUCGGCAGAACUAAAACCUGCGGAAGGACCAACUGCCGAUACUGAAGGAGGAUUUGGUGUAAUAUACUCAGUAAAAAGUAUGAACAAAGAAGAAGUUAAAAAAGAAAGCGAGUCAGAUGAUGAUACAACAGGAGAUUGUAUCAGUAAAGAAGAAUUAGCUACUAAUAGAUUAUCAGAUAAAGAUAUGAAUAAUAUGCCAAUUUUUAAGAAUUAUUAUCCAGGAGCUCCAUCUUGUAGAUUAUACAUAAAAAAUUUAGCAAAAACGGUGCUGGAUAAUGAUUUAAAAUAUAUUUAUAAGAGAUUUUUUAAAUCUGGUGAUCUCAAACCAGGAACUAUGUUUGAUGUACGAUUAAUGCAAGACGGACGUAUGAAAGGUCAAGCAUUUGUGACAUUACCAUGUGUAGAAAACGCCCAUCAGGCGCUGAAAGAAACUAACGGAUAUAUUUUAAAAGACAAACCUAUGAUCGUACAAUUUGCCAGAUCAGCUACGGCAAAAUAA
Macrosiphum euphorbiae (potato aphid) is the source of this 1314-nucleotide messenger RNA. The record is from the annotation of a GenBank genome assembly. Lineage: Eukaryota; Metazoa; Arthropoda; Insecta; Hemiptera; Aphididae.